This is a messenger RNA of Boleophthalmus pectinirostris (great blue-spotted mudskipper), 6356 nucleotides long. RefSeq names its product asparagine synthetase (gene asns). Lineage: Eukaryota; Metazoa; Chordata; Actinopteri; Gobiiformes; Gobiidae. Gene Ontology annotation, molecular function: asparagine synthase (glutamine-hydrolyzing) activity. The transcript is spliced from 12 exons. Gene Ontology annotation, cellular component: cytosol. The record is from RefSeq and is a predicted model, not a curated record. The coding region runs from base 126 to 1811 and encodes 561 amino acids.
GUUUGACUGAUAAAUAUAAACUUUACGUGCGUGUAGCUUUAUCUACAUGCUUCCUGAUACCGCAUUAAGAUUCUUCAUCACCAUAACCGACUGUACAGUUACCGUUAACCCUUUGAUUCGUAGCCAUGUGUGGAAUCUGGGCGCUGUUUGGCAGUGAUGAGUGCCUGUCCGUACAGUGCACAAACGCCAUGAAGAUCGCCCACAGAGGACCAGAUGCCUUUCGCUUCGAGAAUGUCAACGACUUCACCAACUGCUGCUUCGGCUUCCACCGCCUCGCCAUCGUGGACCAGCUGUACGGCAUGCAGCCACUGCGAAUCAAGAAGUUCCCCUACCUCUGGCUCUGCUACAACGGAGAGAUCUACAACCACCUCACACUGAAGAAGCAGUUUGACUUCGAGCACCAGACCCGUAUGGACGGGGAGGUGUUGCUUCACCUGUACAGCCAGUUCGGGGCGCAGAAGAUGGCCUCUCUGUUGGACGGGGUCUUCGCCUUCAUCCUUCUGGACACGGCCAACCGCAAAGUCUGCAUCGGACGAGACACGUACGGAGUCAGACCCCUCUUCAAACUGCUCACCGAUGAUGGGUUCCUGGCUGUCUGCUCCGAAGCCAAAGGCCUGACGCAGCUGUCCCACACCAUGUCCUCUCCGGUUAAUGUGGAAGCCUUCCUCCCUGGACACUUCGAGGUCUUUGACUUGAAGCCCAAUGGGAAAGUCCAGUCUAUUCAGAUGGAGGCUUUUCACUGCUGCACAAAGGAGCCUGCCCACGCCAUCUACGACUCCGUGGAGAGACUGCCCACAAGUUUUGAUGAGGAGACGGUGAAGAGUAACAUCAGAGCUCUGUUUGAGAACGCUGUGAGGAAACGGCUCAUGGCUCACCGCAGAAUCGGCUGCCUUCUCUCAGGGGGUCUGGAUUCGAGUCUGGUGGCAGCUACUCUGGUGAAACUGGCCAAAGAGGACAAACUGCAGUACCCCAUCCAGACCUUCUCCAUCGGCUCAGAGGACAGCCCCGAUGUUCGGGCUGCUCGAAAGGUGGCUGCUCACAUCGGCAGUGAACAUCAUGAGGUGAACUUCUCGGCGGAGGAGGGGAUCCAGGCUGUAGAAGAAGUCAUCUAUCACCUGGAGACGUACGACAUCACCACCAUACGAGCCUCUGUGGGUAUGUACAUUGUGUCUAAGUACAUCCGGCAGAAGACGGACAGUGUGGUGAUCUUCUCUGGCGAAGGGUCUGAUGAGCUGACUCAGGGAUACAUCUACUUCCACAAGGCUCCGUCCGCCAGAGUGGCGUCAGAGGACAGUAUACGACUGCUGAAAGAGCUCUACCUGUUCGACGUGCUUAGAGCCGACCGCACCACUGCCGCACACGGUCUGGAGCUGCGUGUGCCGUUCCUGGACCACCGCCUGACUGCGUACUUCCUUUCUCUGCCCGAGGAGAUGAGGAUCCCCAAGAACGGUGUGGAGAAACAUCUGCUGAGGGACUCUUUCAAAGGCCUGGACCUGAUCCCAGAGGAGAUCCUGUGGAGGCGUAAAGAGGCCUUCAGCGACGGCAUCAUGUCCUCUAAGAAGUCCUGGUACACGUGCCUGCAGGAGCACCUGGAGUCUGUGGUGAACGAUGAUGAGAUGAUGAAGGCUCACGUCACAUUCCCCCACAACCCCCCUCCCUCCAAAGAGGCCUAUUAUUACAGGCAGGUGUUUGAGAAGCACUUCCCCGGACGCGCCCAGUGGCUCUCUCAUUUCUGGAUGCCACGCUGGAUCAACGCCACGGACCCCUCGGCCCGCACGCUCAGCAUCUACAAACCAGAGAAGGACCAGUGAAGCCCGCUGCCUCCCCCUGCUGCUCGGGAGCUGCUUGUGUGCAAGUGCAAUUAGACUGUUAGUGUCGUACAUCAGGUUUACUAAAUUUUCUCUACAUCCUGUUGCAUAAAACUAGGUGUUGAUAAACUGAUGAAGGACCGUUAUAAUCCUAAAUCAAGCUUCUAGUCUUAGUGUUUUGUCAAAUAUACCUGGCGUUGGGUUUUGUUUCAAGUAGGCCUGUAACGAUAACAGAUUUUGCUCGAUGAUUAAUUGACCAAGAAUUUAUUGCGAUAAACGAUAAUAUUGACAUUUUGAGACCAAUUUCAACUAAUAUAAUGAUCUUGGAAUAAAAAUGCAAAUACACCCUUUCAAAGAUCAAUAAACCUUACUUUCUAAAGAACAUUUAACACAGAAACUGUAAGACAACCAAAAAAUAUAGACUUGAAUAAAACAAACUUGAUAAUAUUAGAACAGCCUAAUGUAGUCUGGUUUACAGCAAGGACACUUGAAUAAACCAUUGUUGAACCAAACACAACCAAAACAAUAAAUAAAAUGGAACUGGAACUGUAACUGUAUUGACUUCCAUUGGAAUAAUGUGUCUCGUCACUCUGUGGCUGCUGCUGUGAGCCUCGUCAUUUUGGUCUUGAAGUUUUCGUAUUAACCCGUGACACAGAAUCCUGUUUCGCUCUGAGGGAGCCUGUGUCCUGUCUGGUAUCAUGUCGGUUUCUUGUAGGAUUUCGGGAUUUCGGGCUGUCCCAGGUCGGGGCGGUUUGUGUCGAUCGGGGUUGGGUGUGCGUCGGCUGUUGGGGUUUGAGACAUUUCUUCUCGUCGUUUGUGUUUCGCUCGCUGCAUUUGACACAAGUGGCCGUUAAGACGUGUCCCACUCCCUCGUGUUGAUUCGGCAUCGUGACUUGUUUUGUCACAUGGCGAUGAACUGUUUUGGUCCUGACGGCGGCGCUAGCUUGUGUUGCGGCAUUUUCCUCACUCAGCAUCCGCUGUGUUGUUAAACAAAUAAUCCGUCUAGUCUGCGCUGGCACAUUUAUUCAAGCGCCAUUAAACGAGUUAAACAAGAGGAGUCAGAGAGCGAUAGAAGCCUUUUGACAUUCAACCUCUUUGAGAGCGAGAGAGAGACAGAAGAAUCGUACGAUUAAUUGAUUUAUCGGUUAUCGUUACAGGCCUAGUCUCAUGUUCUUGAGCCCACUGCUGCUAACUGUGUUUUUGUAUGCUUAAAAUCAGGGGGAAGCUUUAACUUUUUUAUUUUUAAUUUUUUCUGACCUUAAAGCUGCCAUCUGUAAGUUUGUUCGAUUUUGUUUUUUUGUUUUUUUAACCAGUAAAUGGCAGCUGUGAAACCUGUUCCUCCCUCCCUCUCCCCUCACCUUUGUUCAGACUCCAUUUCUCAGUCUGCAGACUGCGUACUCGUGUAGUCCCAGGUCCAGACUUGUGUCGCAGACUCAGAGAAUGGACUUGAGGAGUUCACGAGCACACACACUCUCACACACUCACACACACACACACACACACACACACACACACACACACACACACACACACACACACACACACACACACACACACACACACACACACACACACACACACACACACACACACACACACACACACACACACACACACACACACACACACACACACACACACACGGAUGCUCGGCUCUCAGCUUUUGGGACAGGUGGACUUAAAAAUAAAACUCAUGCGGGUCCUCGCUGUAAUCUAAUAUUACAUUUUAUUUAAAAACAUAAAAAUAUUUAUUCUUUGAGCGACCUGCAGAUUUAGACUAAUUAUGGUGCUGCUAAUUAAUAUUUAAAGAAUUAUAAAAGAAAAUAUAACUAAAAAAAUAAAUAAAUACAUUAAGAUAAAAAAAAAAAAAAAGCUUAGACUAAUUUAUUCACUAUUCAAACUGAGACACACUCAUAUUUCAUUCAUAUUUUAAUUUGAUAUUAUAUAUUAAGCUCUGAGGAAAUAGAAGCAAUGAGUAGUUUUAGCAGUAAUAGGUAAUUAUAUAUAAUAAUUAUAGGUCUCAUAGUUAUAUAGUGUUUCCAAAUGUGAUAAAUAUGAUAGGACUUUCAAUAUAAUAUCACUUUUGCUGAUUUCGGACUAAACUUUUCAGAUACUCUGUCUAUCACAGUCAUGGCCAAAACUGUGGCACGUUGGCAUCUGUUUGUCCCAUAUGGGCCCGGGGAAGGUGAGUGGGUGAGUUUGAGCAACACAGGCUGGCGUACCUCCUCCUUCAGCUAUUGUUCAGAGUCUGCCAUAAAGUUUUAGUUUUCGUAAUGUUUCUCACCAUUCAAAGAGCGUGUUGUUCAGGUGAAACUGUGACCAUCCUCAAGUUAUAGAUGGAUAAACCUUUUUGCCUGGCGACCCUUGACCUUUAAAUUACUCUGGGUUACCUUCACAUCACAGAAAUUUGAACAUAUUUUUAACAUUUCACUGCUGACGCUAUAGAGGCUUUGCACCGUCACGUGUCCCCAUGGCAACGGUAACUACGCCGCCAUGACACCGGGCACGUUAUGCCAUUGACUUCAGCAGCAUUGAAGAAACAUGGGCAGGUUUUGUUGUGUAUUUGGGUGUUUUAGACGCUCUGAUAGGGAUAAAACGAUUCGUUUCUUCACUGUUCCUCUGGAAAUUACUCAUCAGGAGCUCAAACAAGGGAAUUAUCGAAAAAAAAGACAGGAAUUAUGGCGAAGAGAUUUCCUAUGGUAACAUCAAGACACACUCAUGUCACUUUCAUCAAGGUAUUUGCUUUUUAAAUUGUUUCAUAGCUUAUUUAAUGAGAGAAGCACAUUUACUGAACUAAAAUUUAAAAAGAAAACAUUUGCAGUGUGAGUGGCAGUAGAAACUGUAUCUUCCAACGCACAUAUAAACAUGUCACUUGCCGUAGGACCGGUUUUCUUUAUUGUCUUGCUUAUCCACAACUGUGUCUUCUAGAAUUAAUCUUUUCAUGGCCGAUUCUUUAGAGGUUCGACUCAGACUCUUUGACUCGUGCGCCAUGUUGAUCAUAGGAGCCCAGUGUGGGUUUGUUGAAUCGUAAACUAAUGCGGGUUUUCCUGGAUAAAUUUAUGAAAUUUUAGUUCAGUAAAUGUGCUUCUUUCAUUAAAUAAGCUAUGAAACAAUUUAAAUACUUAGGGUGUCUUGAUGGUACCAUUGGAAAUGGUAACUUUAUUUCUACACCCCAAUUAAAAUUUAAUGUCCUUUAAAGCCACAGUAUGGAACUUUUAAGCCAAAACAUAGAUUACGAUAAAAUGCAUAUGUAUAUUUUUUAUUUGGUUGUGCUAAUUGGUCUGUAAAACUCCAGAAAACAUGCACCCUGAGCCUUAUGUGGCCUGAUGGAGGACUAAUCUUUCACAUUAUGUCAUAACACGUGUCUAUCCCUAUGAAGAAUGUUCCGUAGUAUCGUUUUAACUUUCUGUGUCCUUAGAAACGUGCAGGUGAUGUGUAAUUUCUGAAUGAACCUAUGCAGAAUUACCUCAUUUUCAUUUGAUUACCACAUGAUAAUUAAGUUUUAUCAAUAUGUAAAUGCAAUGCUGCUAAUUAAAAAUGUAUUUCUAUAUGGCUGAUGAGCUCUGCCGAUAUUUUGGGGCAGAUACGUGGAACCGAUUUAGUAUUUUUUUCUGAAUUAUCCAAAUUUAAAUAUAGUACAAACUCAUCCACAACUUUCCUUUACUUCAAAUUGUGUAGAGCAGCAAAUUCACAGAGGCCAAAAUUAAAAACCGGGACAUUGUGGGCCAAACUAAAUAUUUAUUGAACAAUUUCAUCAACAUCUGCAUGUUUUCUCUUCUUUUGAGAUACGUAAUGUUAAACCUUUUCUUAUUAAAAUAAAUGUUUAAUAAUAGUUUUGCUUAAACAUUGAAUCUAUAACAAGCAUCAUAUGAAAUAAUAACAUUUUAAAUAAAUAAUGUCUCUAUAGUCUAUCUGUAGCCGGUGGGCAGCUCUAAUAUAUAUUUGAUAUGAUCUCACAGGCCAAAUAUAAUUACCGUAUUUUUCGGACUAAAAGAUGAGUAUAAGUCGCAGGAAACACCCAAACCAUGAAAACAGUGUGACUUAUAGUCCAAAAAAUACAGUAUAUCGUGGGCAAAAUGUUAUCCCCAGGCCUGAGUUUGACAUGUCUGGUGUAGAGUCCAGUGUAGGCACAUAUUUACAAUCCCCUCUUUGGACUGAAGUGUUCAAAUAAAGCUUUAUGCAGAUAUUGACCCUUGCUGGAGAUUUCUAGCUGAUAGCUGAUACUCUAAAAAGGGCAAAUAUCGGUCCUUUAUAUCGAUCUCUAGCUGCAACUGUGAAUUCUUAAUGCUUUCUCCAAAGGUCUAAACUUUCUGUACUGUUGGGCUUGUGAACAUCUAAGCUUUUCUCACUGAUGCUGAUUCAUAUGUCAGGGCCGAAGAGCCGCCGUCACCCACAUUUCACUGCUGAAUGAGGCUUAGUCACGCUACACUAACAGCAGUCAUUGUAUAGUAGCUCAAUCAUGUUUCUUUUCACUCUUUUUCAUCAAGUGGCUUCAUUUUUUUUUUAUGUCUCGCUGACCACUAAAUUAAAUAAGUUUGGCUACGAAAA